GGCCCGGGCGGUGGUGACUGCGUGUUUCCGGAAGACGUGGCGGCUCGGUCCUGGGCAGCUACCCGGAGGCUCCUCUCCGGACGAGGCUUCGCAGCGUGGGCCCUGAGUCGCCGCGCUCCUCGCCGCCGCCACCAUGAUCUCCCUCACGGACACGCAGAAAAUCGGAAUGGGAUUAACAGGAUUUGGAGUGUUUUUCCUGUUCUUCGGAAUGAUCCUCUUUUUUGACAAAGCGCUACUGGCUAUUGGAAAUGUUUUGUUUGUGGCUGGCUUGGCUUUUGUAAUUGGCUUAGAAAGAACAUUCAGAUUCUUCUUCCAAAAACACAAAAUGAAAGCCACGGGGUUUUUCCUGGGUGGCGUGUUUGUGGUCCUUAUUGGUUGGCCUUUGAUAGGCAUGAUCUUCGAAAUUUAUGGAUUCUUUCUCUUAUUCAGGGGCUUCUUUCCAGUGGUUGUUGGCUUCAUUAGAAGAGUGCCUGUCCUCGGGUCGCUUUUAAAUCUACCUGGAAUCAGAUCCUUUGUAGAUAAGGUUGGAGAAAGCAACAACAUGGUAUAACAGCAGAUGAAUCUGAAGACUCCUUUAAAAUAUUGUAUUAUUUAUAAAAUCCUUUGAAGAAUAUUCAGCACAAAGUUAAAUUACACAAAAUAGCUUGUAAAGUUCUUUCCUGAAGUUUAAAAUGCAUAGCCUCCAAAGUACCAACAGUUAUCAAAGAAGCAACGACCGCAGACGGGAUCAGGCGAUGUGAGAAUCCACACGCACCCGAAGGGAGGAAGCUUGUCAGGAUGUCAGUGAAGCACUGAGCACUGUUUUCAGUGUCUUUCCAUACUGUGCGAAGCACAGCCACCCUUCGAGAACCGUGGUCUGUCAUCUUCUGUUGUUUUUUAGAAGAUUCAGGAACACCCAUAGGCGUCUGCAUUUAAAAAUGUCCACUGUGACGGCCAGGACGUGUCCAUUUGUUCUGGUCUCUAAAAAUGACGCCUGAAUUGGAUUGGGUUAUGUCGUCUCCAUUUAUUAGCUCAAGGAAAGUCCAGUAUUCAUGUGUGAAUCGCUUUUGGGGGGGGGGGGGGGCGGGUAAACAUAGGGAUAUAACAACUUUUGUGGUUCUUUUGAAUAUUAGUGUUUUGAAGCCAGAUGAAAAUCUGAACUAGAAUCAUAGCUGACAGGUGCUUCCUCAGUCUGCCACACUGGCAGUACUCAGACCUCCUGGGAGUGUGGCCUGGGGCUCUGCGCCCAGUCCAUCACAAACUAGGAGCGAGAGGUGUUCCUGACCGUGAAGUCUGCUACAGAGGUGGCUGGUAUAGUUGGUUGAGAUCCUAAAUGAUGCAAACCAAAUGAAUUGGCCAUGCCAUGACAUAGUCUUUAUUUUGUAUCUUUAUGAACUUUGGCAGAGGUUUCCUACUUUGUUUUUCACGAGGUAACUUUUGGUAACGUUUAUUUAAGGCAUGUAACAUGUUAAAGGUUGAUUUUGUGACUGUUUUAAGGGCUGUUUAUUUUAAUCUGGAGUUUCCCCUUAUUUCCAGCUUUAUUGUAACAUGAAAUUCAGUAUGCAUGACACCUACUUCCUGGGAUUGUUCCACUUGGGUUAGUGGAGGAAUUACUUUCACACGCAGAAUUAUUUUUAUUAUAACUAAACUAGCCCUGGGUUCUUAGAGACAUGGAACUGGGGAAGAACUGGUGUCUGUUUUUCCUCCGUUGGCAAUUUUGAGACAGUGGAAGCAAUGGUGGUUUCCUCCCUUGGCCCAGACGGCAGCUUUCAUGUUGGACGCAGGAGCGCCUUUUCAUUGGCUGCAGUUCUGUCUUUUACCACUAGUGAGUGCACUGUUGAUUGUUACCAGUCUCAAAGCUUUUUACUGCAUAAAAUCAUCAUUGAAAUUUGUAUUUAUUUGCAAAACAUUUCUGUAAAACAUAUUACAGUGUUUGUUACUUUAGUUAAAUUUCUUGAUGCAGGGAGAAUUCGAAUCGAUACGUAGUGCGGUGGUUCAGAUGGCUUGUGGAUUACCAUCCUGUUCGGUACUUGGCAUCUGACAAGAUGUUAUCUAUGAAGACGAAGUAGAUGGAGGCACCUACCUCAGUAGUUCACAGGAUAGUAAGAGACCUGGCCUCGUGUCUGAUGUUCUUCAAAAAACCCUGCCCUCCCUUGGAAUGUCAAAUACAUACACUUUGAGAACUGGCGUGUGUGAGGUGCCCUAUAGGACUCGUGCCUAUGUUUGGCCAACCCCUAUGAGUUACCGUGGUAGAUGUUUCUCCGCUUUAGAGCAAGAGCAUUGGUAUCAUUUAACUCCUUUGUAGACAUGAAUUUUAGCAAAAUCUUCUUCACACUGUUACAGACAUCGCUUUUCAACAAUCUUCUUUUCAGAAAACAUUAUUGGACCUGAGAAGAUGUGAUAACCUCGUAGUCCUUAGAGGGAUGAAGGGGCUGGGGUUGUUUUCAGUUUCAGAUGAGUGCAGUGCAGUUUGAACUGCUUGGCAGCACUGUAUACUCCUUAAUUGGAACCUUGACCAGGCGCUGUUUUAUACAUGCCAGCCAUCUGGCUUCUGGGAGCCCUGUCCUAAAGGGUUCCCUCACCCCCUUCCAAAAUCAGCCUUGUCUUUGUGACAAAGAAAAAUGUACUUUGGUUAUUCCUACACAGAUGGAGGAAAAGGUCUAAUAGUUCUUAGCCUUAGUGUUUCUGUCAUUGUUCAAACGUCCUUUCUGUAACAGAAGCUGACUUGGAGUGUUUCUCUUUUGCCCUAAUAAACUGCACUCUGGAAUACAACUGCGUGCUCUUAACAACUGAACACUGUACUUACACUUGUCAUACCUCUCAAUAAAAGGGUACUUUUCUAUUAA
This is a messenger RNA of Nannospalax galili (Upper Galilee mountains blind mole rat), 2825 nucleotides long. It is a transcript of the gene Golt1b, whose product is annotated as golgi transport 1B. The coding region runs from base 134 to 550 and encodes 138 amino acids. The transcript is spliced from 5 exons. NCBI's taxonomy places the organism in Eukaryota, Metazoa, Chordata, Mammalia, Rodentia, Spalacidae. Gene Ontology annotation, biological process: retrograde transport, endosome to Golgi; endoplasmic reticulum to Golgi vesicle-mediated transport. The record is from RefSeq and is a predicted model, not a curated record. Gene Ontology annotation, cellular component: endoplasmic reticulum; membrane.